AUGGCCGCGUGUGACUGUGAGGACUGUGGAAGGCGGUUCGGGGAUGCGCUCUGCCCCCAGCAUCGCUGUCUGAGUGGCCAGUGGCAGUGCAGGAACGGGCUGUGUAUCCCGGACAGCUGGAGGUGUGACGGCGAGGACCACUGCGGGGACUCCUCAGACGAGCAGGGCUGUGCUUCCUGUCCAGAAGGCAUGGUUGGAUGUGAUGAGGGGAAAUGCGUUCUAGAAUCCCUGAUGUGUGAUGGGCAAGUGGACUGCACAGAUGGUACUGAUGAACCUGUCAUGUGUGGGAGAAACUGCUCUCUGGCCAACGGGGGCUGCGAGGGGCAGUGUGGGGACACACCCUGGGGUGUCCGGUGUUCAUGUGCAGCCGGAUGGCGCUUACAGCCCGAUGGCCAGAGCUGUGGAGAUGUGGAUGAGUGUUCAAUGGCAUACAGCCCCUGUGGCCAGCUAUGUCAUAACACGCGCGGCUCUUACUCCUGUGGGUGUAUUCGAGGUUACCAGCUCCACAAUGGCACUGACUGUCAUGUUACAGAUGAUGCUGUUAAAAUUCUUAUUGCAGCAGAUAGAGAACUUGGUAUCCUGGAUCGAGGAACAGGCAUCUAUGAGACACUGGUACCUGUAAAAUCAAGGCCUACUUCUGUUGCAUAUGAUCUAGAGAGAAGCAUGUACUUCUGGGUGGAUGAAGUCUUAAAUGUGUUUGUUCUUGGGAAGCCAAACCCUGCUCCUCUCUAUCCAGAACUUAAAACCAUCAACAGUAUCUCUUUGGACUGGUUCACGGGGCAGUUAUAUUGGGCUAGCAGCUUUGCCAGGGUCAUCUGUGCUGGUUUAAGUGAUGGCAGAGGCUACGUCAGAAUCUUGGAAAAGGAUCUUGUGCCAGAGCAACUCAUCGUGUUUCCUGCAAAGAAGUACUUGUAUUGGGUAAAUCGAGGUGGGAAAGGCCUGAGGACUAUCGAGAUGGCAGGGAUGGAUGGCUCUGAUAGGAAGGUGCUGGCGGUGGUCAGCAUGGAGGAGCCCACAGGACUGACGCUGGACCACGUGGCUAGCAGACUUUACUGGAUCAGUGGAUAUAAAGAGUCCAUAGAGACGGUGAACGUGGACGGCUCUGGGAGGCACACCUUUCCCAAGGUCUUCCGGGAAGAUGAUGAUCCAGUGGGACUGGCCAUAUUUGAGAACUCUUUCUUCUGGGCAAAUAAACUACAGCUGUUUCACACUUCACCCCACACCACAAAGGAGAGAGUGGUGCUGCUAAACGCUUCCAUAUCUGCCUUCUUGGUACUCCACCAAUCCCAACAGCCUAAAAGUAAAUACCCAGCAUAUGUUCCAGGUUCUUGCAGCCACUUGUGUCUUCUCUCCCCCGUCCAUCCCAAGGGCUAUAAGUGUGUUUGUCCAGAGGGGAUGUUUCUUUUACCUUCCGGCACGUGUAGUGAGUUAAAACUAGUGUUUUCCUCUGGCAAACGUCUCUACUUGUUGAAAGUUGGUUUUAUGGGAACUGCUAUAGAGAGAAGCCUAGUUCAAGAGCAUCCAAGGAACAUCUACUUGCUGGAUAUUGACUGGAAAAGAAACCUCAUCUACUGGACAGAUACCCAGGGUCAUCUGUUUCGCUCAACUGGCUACCUGGGGGACAAGCAAGCGAUUUGGACAGAACAUACAGUCUGCUCAGCAAAUGUGGACAUUCCAACUGGGAACUUGUACUGGCUGCCCUGUGACCGAAGUGCUAUUCAGAGGACCAGACUUGCUGGCCCAGACACCCACACCCUGUACAAAACGGGCAGCGUUAUAAUGCAUCUCCUUCUGGACUGGCCAAGGAGGCUGCUUUACUGGGUGGAAAGUGGGGAACCCUUGCAAAGUAUGACCCUUGAUGGCAAAAGCAUACAGACAGUCUGGAGAGGCACUUGGACGGCAGAUACCCACGUAACCUUAGAUCUCGGCUCUUCCAGCAUCCUCUGGACCACCAAAGGGUUAGGGUUGCAAAGUCUGAGUCUCCUAAAAAAUAGAACCUACACUUUGAAUGAGACUUGGAGUGAUGGCAUGAUUGCGGCCCAUGAGCCCUACCUACUGACUCUGAACAGAACCGCUCUCGUGCUAUGGAACAGGAGGAAGCCAGAGCCCUUCCCAGUGUCAAAAGAGGCCUACGUCCAGAAGAUGAUCAUCUUGGCCGAGAACCUGGAGGUUCCAGGCAAGUCUUCCCCGGGGGGUUUUCUUAGAGAUCCAUGUUACCCUGCUCUCCUCAGUGUUCGGCAGGCCUUCUGCCGAACUUGUCCUUGUACUGAAGCUUGUUCAAGUAAGAAUCUAACACAUUUCUCAAAGUUGCUAAACAACACCAGUUCCCGAGUAAUACCCCAAGGAGGGUACACACCCUAG
Molecule: messenger RNA, 2361 nt
Organism: Odocoileus virginianus texanus
Lineage: Eukaryota; Metazoa; Chordata; Mammalia; Artiodactyla; Cervidae
Source: RefSeq, a predicted model, not a curated record